This is a messenger RNA of Manihot esculenta (cassava), 1039 nucleotides long. RefSeq lists its product as uncharacterized. Lineage: Eukaryota; Viridiplantae; Streptophyta; Magnoliopsida; Malpighiales; Euphorbiaceae. The transcript has 2 exons. The record is from RefSeq and is a predicted model, not a curated record. The coding region runs from base 381 to 800 and encodes 139 amino acids.
UACUAUAGCUAAAGAUAAAUUAACAUUAUUCGAAAAAAGAAAGAAAUUUCUCUUUGUUUACUGGGCAAUUAUUAUAACAAGGCCUGCUCUGCAAUAUAUUCCUUCGUUGAAUAAAAUAUAGUUAAUUGACAUGACAUCUACUUAAACAUAUGGUAGAUGAAAAGAGCAUUUUGGUUUUAUAUUUUAUUUUAUUUUAUUUUUUUCCAAUAUUUUAUUCAAUUAAUUAAGUCAAAAAUUAGACUUUCACAUUACAAACAACAAGAAGAAAAGGAACUUAGUUUGCUUCUUCACGUUAAUAAAGUAGUCAGCUAAUUUCUUGUGAAGCUAGCAGAGAUUCACAGAUACAGAAAGAUUCUCACUUCUCACAUCAACUUCUCCAGAUGACUACUCUUGGUGUUGCUGAAAUUAUAGCCAUAGCAAUUGCUUCUGCAGCACUUUUUUAUCAGGUUGGCAAGGAUGCAUUGAAAUCUGUCAAGAAAGAAGCUUCAUAUUCAAAGAAUCUGAAGGAAAACUAUGAAGCCUUGCAAUGGGAACUGAACUUCCUUCUUGGUUUUAAGAGUGAUAUUGAACGUACGAUCCGUAAACGGCGAGGAAACUACGGGGAAAUCUAUAACAGAUGGAGUAUCCAUGUGCAUGAGGUUGAAGAGAAAGCAAAAUCCUGCCUUGAAAAAUAUGAACACAUCAGAAAAUGCUAUGCUGUUCGCAGAUCAAAGCUCAGCAGAAAAAUGGUUAGCUUGUGUAAGAAAGUUAUUGAGCUUAAAGGGGAGGGUAAAGAUUUAGCAAGAUUGCUUUCCAAGUAGUUGCAACUAACAGCCAAUCCUUAUAGAUAGAUUAGGAUUCCUUGUGUUUCAUUAGACAAUGUGUUUUUACUUUUGCACCUUGGUCGAGCACUAUCGACUAAGACUCCAAUUCAAAACCUUAAUGUCCUGAAAAUGACUCCAACACCCAUGAACUAAAAACCACUGGUUGCUCGAGCAGUAUCCUUUUACAGCUUUUACAUGGUUGGAAAUGAAGAUGGAGAAGAAGCUGUCUUUCAUGC